Arabidopsis thaliana (thale cress) is the source of this 1120-nucleotide messenger RNA. Its product is annotated as cysteine-rich repeat secretory-like protein (DUF26). NCBI's taxonomy places the organism in Eukaryota, Viridiplantae, Streptophyta, Magnoliopsida, Brassicales, Brassicaceae. The transcript is spliced from 2 exons. Bases 167 to 937 code for a protein of 256 amino acids. Gene Ontology annotation, cellular component: extracellular region. The record is from RefSeq and is marked reviewed.
GACAACUUCCAGCAUUGUACUAUUACCAUUUUUUUUAUAGAAAAAGAUGAACUUCACUUUAGAGCAAUAACAAUCCCUCGAGUCUCCCCUAUAUAAAGAUUCCAACUCUUUAACGAUUCAUCUAUUGAAAAAACACACACACCAAAAAUAUCAGAUAUCUCAAACAAUGUCUUCAGUUUUUGGAUCUGUCCAUAUCUUGGCCAUGAUAGCCAUACAACUCCUCCUUAUACACAGUGUUUCGUCUCUGAACCUUACAAAUGCGUAUCUGCACCACAAAUGCAGCAACACUCAAGGAAAAUAUAAGCAGGGGAGUGCGUUCGAGAAAAAUCUCAACUUAGUCCUCAGUACCAUCACCUCGAUUGGAAAUUUUCGUGACGGUUUCCGCUACACCGAAGAAGGUGAGGAUCCCAAUAACGUCUUUGUCAUGUUCCAGUGUCGCGGCGACUCCUACUGGUCCAAGUGCCCCCCUUGCAUUAGCACCGCUGUCUCUGGGCUUCGUAGGAGAUGUCCAAGAAAUAAGGGAGCAAUAAUAUGGUAUGACCAAUGUCUUUUAAAGAUAUCUUCAGUCGCCUCCUUCAAUAAGAUAGAUUAUGAGAACGAUUUCUAUUUGUCCAACCCAAAAAACAUGAGUGAUCGGGAGUUGUUCAACAAGGAGACGUCGGCUCUCCUGGAGAAGCUGGCAAAUAAAGCCUCCGAUAGAAACAACUUGGAUGGUAAACAAUUGGUGUUGUACGCAGCAGGGGAGAAGAGAAUUGGGACAAAGAAGGUGUCUGCAAUGGUGCAGUGUACGAAAGACUUAAUAUUUACAAAGUGCUUUGAGUGUUUGGAAGGGAUUUUGAGGAAGUUUCCAGAGUGUUGUGACGGUAAACAAGGAGGGAGAGUUUUGGGUACGAGCUGUAACUUUAGGUAUGAGUUAUAUCCUUUUCUUAGAAACUAACAACAACAGUACAAUGAGAGCUCCAUAUUAAAUGAAAGGGUUCUAGAGAUAAACAGUCUUAUAAUAUACACUGUGUUGCAUUUUAGUACGUGAACUUAAUUGAGCGAAUAAAUGUACUUUCCUCUUUGGGAUUUUUGUUUUUUUUUGUGAACUUGAGUUAUUGAGAAGAAAUGUUCAAGUAUC